This is a messenger RNA of Tupaia belangeri chinensis (Chinese tree shrew), 2508 nucleotides long. RefSeq names its product protein phosphatase 1 regulatory subunit 16A (gene PPP1R16A). The record is from RefSeq and is a predicted model, not a curated record. Lineage: Eukaryota; Metazoa; Chordata; Mammalia; Scandentia; Tupaiidae. Gene Ontology annotation, molecular function: myosin phosphatase regulator activity; protein binding; enzyme inhibitor activity. Gene Ontology annotation, cellular component: cytoplasm.
CUAUAGCAAAAAUCUCUCUAAAAAAACCAAGACGAAAGACCCUAAGAGAAGGAAACGGUGACAGGUUGAUGACAUGUGCACAUGACAGCCAUGCUUCUGAGAUGGCAUUUCCCACCAGGCAGGGCCAGCUCCACAACGGGCAGUGGAGGGAGCCCAUCCUGCAAAGCUGACUGCUGGGUGAGAGCCCCUCCCAGUGGGAAACACGCUGGCGGCAGAGAGGUGAGGAAGGCAUGGUGACAGAGCAUACCCCAUGGGUUCUCCCUCUUUCUCUCUAUGGUGCAUGGCUGCUGGCCGGAAGAGGAGACUCCUCUGAGGACUGUGCCCAACGGGCCGCCCUGCACCCUUAGUGCCCUGGCUGCUGGAGAGCCUCACCGCAGCACUAGGGGCCAGGAUGCCAGGCCUCUGACCCCUCACUCGUACUGAUGCACUGACUGGGCAGCCGUGGGUGGAUACAGCUGCCCUGGCCCCUCCCAGGCUCCUGAGGCCUGGAGGGUGUGCACAGGCUUUCAGGGCUCCCCCACAGAUGGGCUGCCCCCCUUCCUUGUUGGCAAGGUGCCAGGAGGUGGAACCGUGUCGUCUGGGUAAUUAGAUUCAGACCCUGGACUGCGGCUGGCCAGGUCUCAGGACUGCCUCCUGCAGCCUGUGCACCCUGACCCGAGGGAGGGGAGGCGCAGCCUGGGCAGAGGCCCCUGCAGUUGCAGCUGGGCUCUGGGCCUGCCAGGGGCUCCAGCUGCUGUCGUGGGUCCCUCCCACGCUCCCUCCCUGUGGGGGUCGUACCCUUCAGGGCUGCCUGACCCACCCUUGCCAGGGCCAGAGGGCACCAAGCUUUGGGAAAGGGAUGCCCCCGGGGUGUCAGUCCAGCCAGCUGCCCUGCCCCUCAGGCCUGGCCUGGCCCCCGAGCUCCCUACCCUGCUGCUCCGAGCGGCCCUGUGGCCAGGCAACCCCCACCAUGGCCGAGCACCUGGAGCUGCUGGCGGAGAUGCCCUUGGUGGGCAGGAUGAGUGCCCAGGAGCGGCUCAAGCAUGCCCAGAAGCGACGUGCCCAGCAGGUGAAGAUGUGGGCCCAGGCCGAGAAGGGCUGCAGGGAGCAGCCACAGAAGGAGGUGACCUGCCGGGGGCCCCGGAAGCGGGUGCUCUUCCCUCCCUCCGUCACCCUGCUGGAGGCUGCUGCCCGGAAUGACCUGGAGGAAGUCCGCCAGUUUCUCGGGAGUGGGGUCAGCCCCGACCUGGCCAAUGAAGACGGCCUAACAGCCCUGCACCAGUGCUGCAUAGACGACUUCCAGGACAUGGUGCAGCUGCUCCUGGAGGCCGGGGCCACUGUCAAUGCCUGCGACAGCGAGUGCUGGACACCUCUGCAUGCUGCGGCCACCUGUGGCCACCUGCAGCUGGUGGAGCUGCUCAUUGCUCGGGGUGCUGACCUCUUGGCCGUCAACUCAGACGGGAACAUGCCCUAUGACCUGUGCGAGGACGAGCAGACGCUGGACUGCCUUGAGACCGCCAUGGCCAACCGUGGCAUCACCCAGGCCGGCAUCGAGGAGGCCCGGGCGGUACCCGAGCUGCGCAUGUUGGCGGAUAUCCGCAGCCUGCUGCGGGCGGGUGCAGACCUGGACGCCCCGCUGGACCACAAGGCCACGCUGCUCCACAUCGCCGCCGCCCACGGCUUCGGUGAGGCAGCCGCAUUGCUGCUGGAGCACGGAGCCAGCCUGAGUGCCCGCGACCAGGACGGGUGGGCACCGCUGCACGCCGCGGCCUACUGGGGCCAGGCGCACCUGGUGGAGCUGCUCGUGGCUCACGGCGCCGACAUGGAAGGCAAGUCCCUGAUGGAAGAGACGCCCCUCGACGUGUGCGCGGACGAGGAGGUGCGGGCCAAGCUGCUGGAGCUGAAGCACAAGCAGGACGCGCUCCUGCGCGCCCAGGGCCGACCGCGCUCGCUGCCCGCCGACGAGGAUGGGCGGGCGGGCGCGGAGCUCAGGCCGCCCCCCGAGGUGGAGGACAGCCCCGACGCCGCGGGGCCCCACAAUGGCCGCGCCGGAGGGCCCCCGGGGCGGCACCUGUACUCCCGGCGGCUGGACCGCAGCGUUUCCUACCAGCUGAGUCCCCUGGACAGCGCCGGCCCCGAAGCCCUGGGCCACGGCCGGGCCCACCACAGCCUGGCCGAGCUGAAGCGACCGCCAGCAGCCGCACACACGGAGGAGCCCGCACUGGCGCCAGUGGAGCCCAAGGCCCACGGGGCCGGCCUGCCUGUUGAGUCCGCCAGCCUCCCGCCAGACUGUGGGCUAUCCGGUGGAGACCCGCCCCUGCUCAGGCUCAGCGCCCCGCUGGAGGAGGCCCCCGGGGAGAAGAGGCCUUGCUGCGGGCUCAUGUGAGGUCCUGCAGACAGCCACUGCGGUGCUGCUGGGGCAGGGCACUGACUGCUCUCAGGGGUGGACGGUGGCACGAGCCGCACCUGGAGCUCCCCACUGUAGACUUGUUAUCCCUGGACUCUUGAUAAAAGGCAGUUUUGCCACCA